Molecule: messenger RNA, 5815 nt
Organism: Salvelinus fontinalis (brook trout)
Lineage: Eukaryota; Metazoa; Chordata; Actinopteri; Salmoniformes; Salmonidae
Exons: 4
Coding region: 4182-5477 (431 amino acids)
Source: RefSeq, a predicted model, not a curated record
UACCAACAUAUUCAAAUUAUUAUUUACAUAUUUUCAUAAAUGUUAUUUUGAUUCAAUUAUUCAUUCUAUUUAAUCCUUCCACAAGAUAUAGUCCCGACACACAUCUAGGGUUGCUACCCAAGCCGGCUGGUGGUUCAUCCUAUCGGUUCGAUUGCCAGAGACGCGACCCAGUGGUUCAGUCUUUUUGUUCUGUAUCUAUAGAUGUGACCCGUUCGUUCUAAAUGUUCCAUUGCCAUACUGGCUGGCAACGUUCUUAUGCCUUGCUUGCUAGCAUGCCAACUAUAACUAACUUAGUCACAUUAAAAAGUGUAGACAGAAUAACAGCAAAGUGUCAAAGUUCACAUAUAUCCUCUACCGAGCACCUACCCCGGGUCCGGGAGCACCCCCCACCCCCCCCACACUGAUUAGCAUCGCUAGCAUAGCGUCACAAUUAAAUAGUAGCAUCAAAAUAUCAUUAAAUCACAAGUCCAAGACACCUAAUGAAAGAUACAGAUCCUGUGAAUAAAGCCACCAUUUCAGAUUUUUAAAAUGUUUUACAGGGAAGACACAAUAUGUAAAUCUAUUAGCUAAACACGUUAGCAAAAAUCACAAUUUUUCUUGUCCACCAUUUUCUCUCAACACCAGUAGCUAUCACCAAUUCGGCUAAACUAAGAUAUUGAUAGCGACUAACCAAGAAAAAACCUCCUCAGAUGACAGUCUGAUAACAUAUUUAUGGUAUAGGAUAGGUUUUGUUAGAAAAAUGUGCAUAUUUCAGGUAGAUGUCAUAGGUUACAAUUGCACCCACCGUCACAAAUGGACUAGAAUAACUACAUAGAGCAACGUGUUUACCUACUUACUAAUCAUCAAACAUUUCGUAAAAAUACACAGCAUACACUAAUCGAAAGACACGUAACGGAUGUGAAAUGGCUAGCUAGUUAGCGGGUACGCGCUAGUAGCAUUUCAAUCAGUUACGUCACUUGCUCUGAGACUUAAGUAGGGUUUCCCCUUGCUCUGCAAGGGCCGCGGCUUUUGUGGAGCGAUGGGUAACGACGCUUCGUGGGUGUCAGUUGUUGAUGUGUGCAGAGGGUCCCUGGUUCGCGCCCGUGUCGGGGCGAGGGGACGGUCUAAAGUUAUACUGUUACAUUGAUGCUGUUGACCCGGAUCACUGGUUGCUGCGGAAAAGGAGGAGGUUGAAAGGGGGGUGAGUGUAACGGAUGUGAAAUGGCUAGCUAGUUAGCGGGUACGCGCUAGUAGCAUUUCAAUCAGUUACGUCACUUGCUCUGAGACUUAAGUAGGGUUUCCCCUUGCUCUGCAAGGGCCGCGGCUUUUGUGGAGCGAUGGCCAACGACGCUUCGUGGGUGUCAGUUGUUGAUGUGUGCAGAGGGUCCCUGGUUCUCGCCCGUGUCGGGGCGAGGGGACGACGUAAAGUUAUACUGUUACACACAGAUCCUGUGAAUACAGACAAUAUUUCAGAUUUUCUAAGUGUCUUACAGCGAAAACACAAUAAAUCGUUAUAUUAGCAUACCACAUAUGCAAACGUUACCAGAGCAUUGAUUCUAGCCAAAGAGAGCGAUAACGUAAACAUCGCCAAAAUAUAUUAAUUUUUUCACUAACCUUCUCAGAAUUCUUCCGAUGACACUCCUGUAACAUCAAAUUACACAAUCCAUAUAGAGUUUGAUCGAAAAUGUGCAUAUUUAGCGGCACAAAUCGUGCUUACACAAUGGAAAUACUGUCCAACUACUCAAGCAAUCUGCCCGGCAGCAUCAUGAUAAUACAACUAUUUUUAUCGAAAACUAUUCAUAAACUUGACUAAAAAAAUACAGGUUGGCCAUGAAAUGAAAGAUGCAUUAGUUAUUAAUGCAACCGCUAAGUUAGAUUUUUAAAAUUAACGUUACUAGACAUACAGUGUGCGUUAGACAGACUAGUGCCGCAACAACGGCGUCACUAUUUACCGUUAUUGAGUUUACAUUUUUCCACAUAAAAAUGGAAUAACAUCAUAAAUAGCUCUUACUUUUCGACGAGCUUCCAUCGGAAUCUUGGCCAAGUGGUACUUUUGUCCAAAAGAAUCGUUGCUUGGUUGUAAAACGUUGCAUUCAACUUCUGAUAUAGCAGCUAACUAUAGCUAACAAUUGCUAACAUUAGUUAACGUGUCCAAAUCCUCAUUACGCAAUACUGAGGAAAUUCCGAAAAAUAGCAAUAUACUCGCAUAAUCUGAUAUAACUCGGUUUCAAAUAGCUUCGUUAUGAUGUUUCUAACACCUAUAUCAAAUUAAAUUACAGACUGAUAUAUCUAAAGUUCAUUACUUAGCGUUCGAAAAUGGCAUCCCUAGGUCUCUCUCUGCGUAAAGUUCAACGUCGAAAAGAAGGCGUACCUCACUCCUUGGUCUUUUAUAACCUCUGACAGCUACGUAGGAAGCCCAUUCCACUUCUCAUUGGUUACUGACAUCCAGGGGAAGGCGGGUGCAGUUCGUGUCGUUCCAUAGGAUAUACACACCCCUUUAAACUGAACUGAGAUCAGAGCUUCGCUCUCAGACCUUCGCAAAACCUGUCAUGGAUUUCGCUGUAGAAAGAGUUCUGUUCCACUCAGAGACAUAAUUCAAACGGCUAUAGAAACUAGAUAGUGUUUUCUAUCCAAUAAUAACAAUAAUAUGCAUAUUGUACGAUCAAGAAUUGAGUAGGAAGCCGUUUCAUCUGUAGAGACAAUUAUGCUAAUUUGAAACAGCACCCCCUAUAGUCGCAAGAAGAUAUCUCUGUCUGUAUGUUUCAUUGCCGGGUGAGAAACUACUCCAGUGUGAUAAAGACCCCUAUAUGGCUGGACAGGGUUGUGGAGAAGCUGCAGCAAAAUCUCUACCAAAAAGUGCAAAACCUUGUGUCUGAUGUGUUGCUUAUCUUCACCAACUGUGCCACAUUUAACAGGGUGAGACUGCACUACUGCAGAAUCCAAUGUGAAGACUCAGGGCAUUUUGAUUAUAGUAGUCAACUUGUGCUAAUGAAUGAAUAACACUUUAACAAUGUGCCCUUGUUAAAUCCAUAACAAAAAUGAUUUAGGCUAAAUGUGUCAUUUAUUGCAUUUCUAGCUUGUUUACUAUGUUUUCUAUACAAAUGUGUCUGUCUUUUUUUCUGAGGGAUAAUGCAGAGUUCCGUGGAAUGGGCGAAAGAUUGAAGGAUCUAUUUGAGAGAGCGUUCAAGAGUACAUUCAGCAUCCAACUUCAAGGGGCGGGCGGGCAGACAGGCAGAGCCAAGCACGAGCUAGCGAAAUCCUAUUGGCGCGUUCUUUCGUCAUCUGCAUAUUUCCGUUAGGGAACGCCUACUACGUGGGGUGCGCGUGUACAAUAACUCGAUUCGCCUUAGCACUCCUAAACAACGCCAUUUAAACAAAAAAAAACGUUUGCAACGGGUAAUGUCUACUAACUUUAGUCCACUCUGUUCAUAACAUAUUCUAGUUUUGGGAACAGAAAACUUUAUUGAGAACAAAUGUUUCAUCGAUGAGAACAUUUGCAGAAUGUCGGCCAAAAUCCAUCGUUCCAUCUUCUCCUACUGUCCGCCAGUGGUCUUCCUCUCAGUACCAUAUUUGGUAGCGAGUGGACACGUCAAGCGGAUGCUUCACAUUUAAACAUCCAGUGAAAUAUCUGUCUCAUUGUUCUAUCUGUGAUGUCACCUUCAUAGUUUUUUUAUCUGCUUUGUACGUGCGUUUUUUUAAAGAUUUGCUGUCGAAAAUAAACCAACAUUUUCUAAAACAUUGUACAACAUACAAUAAGUCUACUUGUUUGACUGUGUGUAGCCUACCAGAUUGUGGUUCUGUUGAGGAGAAUGUCAAACAGAGCAGCAGCGCCCUCUUCAGGGCAGUUUGGGCAGCGUCUGCGUUGCGUCUCUGCACUCGUGCAGGGCCUGCACACGCUAGUACACGUCACCACAAUUGUCAGCAGAGAAUCCCUGCCCAGAGCUGCGAAGCAGCGUUGCGCAGACAUGCUUGGUAAACUACGCAGCCAUUUCUCUUCAGCUUGUUGUAAAGUCACAGGUCCGAGAAUGCAAAUACUGCAAUAGUGGCUGAUGUUGGGGUUUGUGGGCGAAUUUAUUUAUCUAAAUGAAAGACUAAAACUUUUUCCUUCUCAUAAGCAUUGAGAGAAACAGCCACAUAGGCAGCCUAUUUAGACGUGAUCGAGCGAUUCCAUAACCAAGACAGUGCGCUUGGUAGACGCGGUAAUGUCGUUGAAUAUCACUGUGAAAAGUGAAGACUCCGAGUCCUUUGACGAAGAAGACGAAUCAUCUUCGCUGCUUUCGGGCAAACGAGCCUCGGAGUCUGCAGCUCGUCAUGAUAUUUCUCCGGGAGAAGGCGGUCCAAUAGAAGACCAUGCAGGAUAUUCAACACAGCAUGGGCGGCUAGCAACUAAAACGACCAGCAAACCCAUCGUACUGUAUCCUGUGAGUGCUGACCGUUUCUUUUCCUCUACUUCUGCAGAUGGUAACACCAUCUUAAAGAUAGCCCCAGCCGCAGUCAUGACCCUCCCGACUCCUCGGCCUCCUCCCCAGGUUUCCCCAGAGUUCUCCUACCAGGCCAUCGUGUACUUGAUCGAAGCAGUGGGGCGCCGCUGGAGCCUGUAUGGGACGCGGGAGCGUUCUCAGCUCUUCCAGAGCGUGCAGAAGGAGUUGGAGGAGCAGGGUCAUUGUCUUCCCGUUGAGAAGAUCCGCCGCAAGUGGAACAACUUGAUCGUCACCUACAAGAGGGUCAAAUACAGAGGCAGGGAGACCGGCCAGGCCAGAACCUCCUGGGAGUACUUUGAGAUGAUGGAUGCCAUGCUUGGUGACACCAUCGGCGCCGAGACCACUAGCAGCCCUACCCUAGUAACCAGCAUCCCUAAGGUGAACGUCGCCACGGAAACCGCCAAAACAGAGCAGAAGCCCCUCCUUCCCCAUGGCAACCUCAUCACUGCAUGCACUCGGACACUCACCCUUGUCCCCUCCUCCCUCCCACUCCACACGCCAGUUCCCUCCACCCUCCCUCUCUACACCUUUGUCAGAUCCCUCCCUCCCCCUGUCCGCUCCUCCCUCCCUCUUCCCACCCCCUUGGACACGCCCUCCCCCAGGAUAGCCAAUAACACAGACCCUCUACAGCCGAACCCCUCCCCUGCUCCGGUCGCACAGCACCCUGCCUCCCGUCACAUCCCCUCCAACCUCAGCCACGUACACCUCCGCAGAAAGAAGAGCCGUCGCUUCUCCUCCAAGGGCUUCUCCAUUGCCUCCCUUCUGGCCCAGCAGCAGAAGCGAGCGGAAGAAGGCACCUCCUUGCUGCAGGAGUUCCUGAGGAGGCAGGAGGGGCAGGCCAAGGAGGAGCAGGGGCAUCGCAGCAGGACAGAGGCCCGGGGGAGGAGGCGCGAGAGGAGGGAGGCGCGCAUGGCAGAGUCCCUGGGUAGGAUGGCCACGGCUCUGGAGCUGCUCUCCUCCAAACAGGACACAGUCAUUGCCCUGCUGCAGAGACUGGCUGAGAGAGACAGAAAGUGACCGUCAUCGCCCCGGGUUGUCACUAGCUUCUAUAGCCACAGCCAUAAUUAUGGCUAAACACUGCCUAUUUUUACUAUUCAUCUUUUUAAAUUUUGAUUUUUAAACCUAACAUUAACCACACUGCUAACCUUAUGCCUAAUCUUAAAAUAAGUACAAAAAGCUCAUGUUUGUUUUCAUGAAUUUUGAGUUUAUGGCUAUAUAAUCACUGUAAACGCCCUACUGCAGAGCCUGGCCGAGAGAGACGGGGAGGCUGACUCAGCAUGCGACCGAAGGGGUACUCUUUUUCCCUAUAUUGUGCACUAUCUGAGCUAAAACCCAGUAAAAACCCACCUUGUGUC